Heterobilharzia americana is the source of this 3004-nucleotide messenger RNA. Lineage: Eukaryota; Metazoa; Platyhelminthes; Trematoda; Strigeidida; Schistosomatidae. The record is from the annotation of a GenBank genome assembly.
GUAAGCGCCGCUAGUUAUAAAUUUCGGACUUCCUGUCAGACUCGAUCUUGCUUGAUUAUUUUCACCAGACUGACGCUCAGAGGUAGUUGAAAUGUGAAAUUUUAAAAAAGGAAGGAAGUUAACACAACAAAUAUGUCAUCAUAUCAAUCCUACAGUGCUGUUGGUCAUACCAAUAUAAGUUCAGUAGCCAGUGUUUCUGCAGAUUUAGUAGCGCAUCGUGGAAUUUGGCGUAAAGUUAUCUCCAUUAUUAUUUUCUUGGGGUUUUUAAUUACAUCAUGGGCUGUGAUUGUAUUACAUGCAUUAAAUUUCACAAAUGAAAGUAUUCUUGAACUAUCGGUAUCCAUUUCUGUAUUGAUAGGUGGACAAUAUAUAAUAACUGGUAUUGUAGAUGGUAUUAUCUACUGGAGACGUUGGAAUGCAUCAAGCCAACGACGACGUACAAAAAUGCAAGAAGAGAAUAAAAAAGCUUGGAUAUUUAUGCGAAUCACGCUAACAUUGUUAGGCAUGGCUCCGAUAGCAAGAUUUAUUGAGUCGAUAGUUGCAAUAAAACGAAUGAUUAGUUUAGAGAAACAGUAUAUGUCUGAAACGAUCGCGUUAGUUAAAGAAGUUCAGCAACCAUCAAAUCUUCCAAGUGGAUCGUUACUAAGUGUACCAAUUACAAAUAAUCAAUUUUCACAACGAACAAAAACACUGGAUAUAUCAAGUAAUCCUUCACGAAUGCGGCAGCUGGAUGCAGGACUUCAGCGUGUACGACGAGUACGACGUCAAUUCUGUCGUACAGAACACGAUGCAGCCAGUAUUGCUUUGACUAGUGGGGUAGUUGGUGCUGGACCAUAUGCAAUAGCUCAAGGCAUAUUGUUCUAUCGAAGGGAAACAAUACGCUUCUUAAUGACAAUUGAUACAAAAAUUAUUGUUCUUAUCUGUGCUGGAUUUAGUAUGAUAUGGUUGAGUACAAGUUUUACACAUUUCUAUCCAGCUCAAUAUCAACAAAGUGAAUUGGCAUUUGAACGUGGUGUUGGACAAGUUCACGUUAUUGGAUUAAUACUAUUAUUUUUUACACAUUUAAUACAUAUUACAUUACGCUGUUUUUCUAUCGCUUUAUUUACUGGGAGAUUUUAUCCAAUGAUAUUAAUUAUAUUAGGAGGACAUUUUAUGAUUGUUUUAAUAACAACAAUGGUUGCAAGGAUAUAUACUAGACGAUUCAAUGCUACAGAGAAAGAAGGAGAGAAAGCACGUGGUGAUGUAUGCGGGAACUUUUUCCCCGAUUUAAUUCAUUCCUAUGUUAGCCUAUAUGAAUUUAUAAAUGCUGGAGUGAAGUACACGCGAACAAGAUAUUUAAUUUAUUACUUUUUCUACUAUUUAGAAAAUUCUAUUAUGAUUGGUCUGUGGUAUGAUUAUUAUGAAUACCCUGAAUCAUGGUAUUAUUUACCGUGUUUACUAGUUGUUAUCUUAGUACAGUUCUUAGGUUUCAUUCUCUUACAAACUUAUCUCUAUGUCUACUCAAAAUCUCGACGUAAAACUACUCUAUGUGGACUAUGUUUUGCUCAUAAAGACACUGAUAUGCAGCAGCAGCAACAACAAGGACAAACGGUACAACCUCAUCAACAACAACUCUAUGAGUAUCCAAAAUCACCAAUAGGUCCAACAGGCGGUAGGUCUUCAGUUUAUCAUUAUGGUAGUAAUUCAGUGCUGAGAAAUGGAUCUCAGUCGACACUGAUGAAUACGUGUAGAGCACCAUCAGGUAAACUGAAUUAUUACCCUUCUAUGAAUAGUGUUAGUUAUGCAGCAACAUUGCCUAAACGAGCACACAAUGGUGGUAUAUGUGAUCCUGUAUUCGGUGAACAAAUAGCCCAAUCAGCUACACCUCUUCAAUCCAAAGUGAAUAAAAGAUAUAAAACAAAUUUACAGAAAGCAAUAGAGCACGAUCGAAGAAAUCAAAGACCAUUAUCUGAACUAUCCACAUCUAACAAUUCAAAGCAAACAAACAAAAUUAUCCGACAAUCUACUGAAGUAAAACGACAUAAUUUAUCUGAAGGUCAUCAGCAAAAUCAUAAACCUGAGUCAGGGUCAUAUCAUAAUGCAUAUACGCAUACACGUCAAAGGCCAGUAUCAUAUCAUGCAAGAUCGAUUUCUAAUAUUAGUCAAUCUACAGAGAAAUAUACUAAACGAUCAUUACAUUCAAAUAGAUACUUAACACGAGAGACUUCUCAGCCUAGAGCGGUAAACAAGCCAAGCGAUUCAAAUGAAGCCUCACAACGACAGCCAGUAAUAAAGAAUUCAGUGCAGUCAGAUAAAGGUGUCUACCAAUCAAGAAGUAAUCAGUAUCACUAUGAUACAGCAAACAAUCGCACAAAACAAAAACGUCAUGUAUCCAGAGAAUGAAUUAGUGUUAUCAUACUUGUAAGGAAUUAACUAUUCCUCUCUUCUCAGUCAUUUGAAUCUUAUCAGUUGCAAAGCGCACACGAUUUCUUCCUCUUUUUUUAACACUAAUUAGUCUUCCAAAUCAUAAGAUAUAAAAAUUGUUUCACACAAACACAGGCACAUCAAAUAUUUUUCUACUACAUUUUCUUAUACUAUCACCUAGUCCUUACACUGUACUACUUAUUUAGCAAGUCAUAUCUGCCACAUAGUCGAUUUAUUCUAUCACUUUAAUUCCUCUAUGAUUAGAAAAAAGUGAAUUGUACAUACAUGAAAUUCACCGACUACCUUUUGUCUUUUCCUUAGUAGAUAAAAUUGAGUAAUCAUAGAGAUGUUACUCAUGAGUAGUUUGGAAAAAACUAGUAAAAUACAAGUUGAUCACUAUAAAAUUUGUAGGGUGAAAAUAUAGAAAUAGAUAUCGGUAAGUUGAAAGCAUUGAAAUCACUUAUUUUUUAUGUAGAAGAAAACAUUGAUAUAGCCAGAGUUACAAAAAAGAUUAUCUCCAUACAAAGAAAUUGACCUUACGAAUAGCAGUAGAAUUAAGUGUGUACUUCUGUCUAUUUGAAAGUAAAAUUUUGCAUAUCAG